CGGGCGGGCACGGGAGGCGCAGCCGGCGCGGGCGGUAGGCGGCAGACAGCUCUGGGCGGCGGCGAGGAUGCUGACGGGGAGGCUGUGCUGGGUGCCGCUCCUGCUGGCGCUGGGCGUGGGGAGCGGCGGCGGCAGCGGCGGCGGCGGCAGCCGGCGGCGCCGCCUCCUCGCGGCUAAAGUCAACAAGCACAAGCCAUGGAUUGAGACAUCAUAUCAUGGAGUCAUUACUGAGAACAAUGAUACAGUCAUUUUGGACCCACCGCUGGUAGCCCUGGACAAAGACGCACCAGUUCCUUUCGCAGGGGAGAUUUGUGCGUUCAAGAUCCACGGCCAGGAGCUGCCCUUUGAGGCCGUGGUGCUCAACAAGACAUCGGGAGAGGGCCGGCUCCGUGCCAAGAGCCCCAUCGACUGUGAGCUGCAGAAGGAGUACACAUUCAUCAUCCAGGCCUACGACUGUGGCGCGGGGCCCCGGGAGACAGCCUGGAAGAAGUCACACAAGGCCGUGGUCCAUAUCCAGGUGAAGGACGUCAAUGAGUUUGCUCCAGCCUUCAAAGAGCCCGCCUACAAGGCUGUGGUGACCGAGGGUAAGAUCUACGACAGCAUCCUGCAGGUGGAGGCCGUCGAUGAGGACUGCUCCCCCCAGUACAGCCAGAUCUGCAACUAUGAAAUUGUCACCACCGAUGUCCCUUUUGCCAUUGACAGAAAUGGCAACAUCAGGAACACCGAGAAGCUGAGCUAUGACAAGCAGCACCAGUACGAGAUCCUGGUGACCGCCUACGACUGUGGCCAGAAGCCUGCCGCUCAGGACACCCUGGUGCAGGUGGACGUGAAGCCAGUGUGCAAGCCUGGCUGGCAAGACUGGACCAAGAGGAUCGAGUACCAGCCUGGCUCGGGGAGCGUGCCCCUGUUCCCCAGCAUCCACCUGGAGACGUGCGAUGGAGCCGUGUCCUCCAUCCAGAUCACCACGGAGCUGCAGACCAACUACAUUGGGAAGGGAUGUGACCGGGAGACCUACUCGGAGAAAUCCCUUCAGAAACUAUGUGGAGCCUCCUCUGGCAUCAUCGACCUCCUGCCGUCCCCCAGCGCUGCCUCGAACUGGACUGCGGGACUGCUGGUGGACAGCAGCGAGAUGAUCUUCAAGUUUGAUGGCAGGCAGGGUGCCAAGGUCCCUGACGGGAUUGUGCCCAAGAACUUGACGGACCAGUUCACCAUCACCAUGUGGAUGAAACACGGUCCCAGCCCUGGCGUGAGAGCCGAGAAGGAAACCAUCCUCUGCAACUCAGACAAGACUGAAAUGAACCGGCACCACUACGCCCUGUACGUGCACAACUGCCGCCUGGUCUUCCUCCUGCGGAAGGACUUCGACCAGGCCGACACCUUCCGCCCGGCCGAGUUCCACUGGAAGCUGGACCAGAUUUGUGACAAAGAGUGGCAUUACUAUGUCAUCAAUGUGGAGUUUCCUGUGGUUACCUUAUACAUGGAUGGAGCAACAUAUGAACCUUACCUGGUGACCAACGAUUGGCCCAUUCAUCCAUCUCACAUAGCCAUGCAACUUACGGUCGGCGCAUGUUGGCAAGGAGGAGAAGUCACCAAGCCGCGGUUUGCCCAGUUCUUCCAUGGCAGCCUGGCCAGUCUCACCAUCCGCCCUGGGAAGAUGGAGAGUCAGAAGGUGAUUUCCUGCCUGCAGGCCUGCAAGGAAGGGCUGGAUAUCAAUUCCCUGGAAAGCCUCGGCCAAGGAAUAAAGUAUCACUUCAACCCCUCGCAGUCCGUCCUGGUGAUGGAAGGUGACGACAUCGGGAACAUCAACCGCGCCCUGCAGAAGGUCUCCUACAUCAACUCCAGGCAGUUCCCGACCGCGGGCGUGCGGCGCCUCAAAGUCUCAUCCAAAGUCCAGUGCUUUGGAGAAGACGUGUGCAUCAGCAUCCCCGACAUGGACGCCUACGUGAUGGUGCUGCAGGCCAUGGAGCCCCAGAUCACCCUCCACGGCACGGACCGCCUCUGGAGACCCGCCGCCCAAUUCCAAAGUGCCCGAGGCGUGACCCUCUUCCCUGACAUCAAGAUCGUGAGCACCUUCGCCAAAGCCGAGGCCCCAGGUGACUUGAAGCCCACAGCCCCCAAAUCAGCAGUCUUAGAAGAAAUGCUUCACAACUUAGAUUUCUGUGACAUUUUGGUGCUGGGAGGGGACUUGGACCCAAGACAGGAGUGCUUGGAGCUUAACCACAGUGAGCUCCACCAGCGCCACCUCGACGCCACCAACUCCACUGCAGGCUACUCCAUCUACGGUGUGGGCUCCAUGAGCCGCUAUGAGCAGGUGCUACGUCACAUCCGCUACCGCAACUGGCGUCCAGCUUCGCUCGAGUCCCGGCGGUUCAGGAUCAAAUGCUCAGAACUCAACGGGCGCUACACCAGCAACGAGUUCAACUUGGAGGUCAGCCUCCUCCAUGAGGUCAGAGUCUCAGACAAUGAGCACGUCAACCACCUCAUCGUGCAGCCUCCCUUCCUCCAGUCCGUCCACCACCCCGAGUCCCAGACUAGCGUCCAGCGCAGUUCAGUGGUCCCGAGCAUUGCCACGGUGGUCGUCAUCAUCUCCGUGUGCAUGCUAGUGUUCGUGGUGGCAAUGGGCGUGCACCGGGUCCGGGUCGCCCACCAGCACUUCACCCAGGAGACCGAGGCUGCCAAGGAGGUCGAGAUGGACUGGGAUGACUCUGCGCUCACUAUCACAGUCAACCCCAUGGAGAAACACGAAGCACCAGGACACAGGGAAGAUGAGACGGAGGAGGAAGUGGAAGAAGACAUCAGCUCCAGCAGCAGCGACUCAGAUGCCAGCGACGAGGAGGAGGUGGAGGGAGGGGUGGGCAGGGGCAGACAAGGGCAGAGCGGAGCCAGGCAAGCCCAGCUGGAGUGGGAUGACUCCACCCUCCCCUACUAGCGCCCCUCCUUCUGUGCCCGCCCACUGUCCCUUUUGUAAGCCACAGCUAAUGUAUGUGAGUCUAUCACUGUCGCCUCCGAUUUCAAUGACACUCUGGGCAGGCCUUCCCCAGCCUCCUGGAACCCACCCUUCACGCGUGGGCACUCCUGUGCCCCAGCCCUGGGCUGGUUCCAGGAAGCCCAGCCUCAUCCUCAGUGGGGACUUCGGGGUGGACUGUCCUGCCACGCCCACUGCUCCUCCCCGACUCCCAGGUCCUGUCAGCCCAUCUGCAGAGUUCUGCCUUUGCUCUUCUCUGCAGUCACCUCCCUGGGCUCCGUGUCCCCAAGACCCUGGGGUUCCAACUCACUGUGUGCACCAAACUCAGUUGUCUCUCCACACAGACCAGCGGGUUCUCCUUACCUGACUCUUCCUUCAGGCAGGGUGGUUGGAUUUCACACACCUGAGAUCUUGGUCCUCAGCACUUUAAAGGGAAGUCCUUGCUGAGGCGGGAACUAAAUUCACAGGGAGAGGCUCCCCACUCAUGCACACACACACGCUCCCCAGUUUGCAGACCCUUUCCCUUUGACCUUUCUGAGACCAUAUAAGUGUAUGUGAAAAGUCCAAAACCUGGGCUACCACAGGCCUGGUCCCAGACAAUGCUCUCUGAGUCUGCCUGCCUAGGCAGCCGCUGAGACCCACAUGACUUCCCUGCUGGGGGCUCCCACCCCAUGAAAUCACGGAAUCCAGGAAGCAUUCCAUACAGGCCGACAUUUGUGAAAAGCCUGCAGCCAGGGAUCAGAAGGGCUGACAGUCCAAUGGUGGUGACCAUUGGACUUCAUGGUGGACACAGAUCUGGGAGACAGGGCAGCCCCAGGUGGACAAGGCUCUCGCCACCCAGUCUUAGGAUCCUCAUCCCCUAUGUCACACUGGUUUGCCUCUUAGGAAAACACAUUCCUCUUGGAUGUGUUAGAAAAAGCGUGAACUGCAUCAAGCCUAAAGCAAAAGUUUGAACAUUUAACUGCUAGGAAUUAGAAACAUUUGCUAUAACAGCUGCUUCAUUUUCUUUCCAUUAAAAAAAAAAAAGGGAGCAGCACUUUGGGUGGAGGGCAAAUAUAACUGAAAACCUAAUUUAUUUCUUUUUUUUAAUAAGGAAAUCUCUUCCAUCUCCCUCCUAACAUGGACACCUUGUGGGGAAAACUGUUGCUAUAGUAACUGGUCUGGGAUCUUUUGUGGCCAAGAGAAUAGCAGGCAAGAAUUAGGGCCAUUAGAGGACGUCCGCGAGGCUCGGACGUCUCAGGCUUUGUCCUCGCAUAUGUGAUCUGUCCCUGUCCUCCCAGUCUCCUCCAGCCCACUCCAUAUUGGCUUGGUACAGGCACAGGUCCCUUGUCACAGUGGCAUUCAGAUUCAAAAGUUCAGAAUCUGUUCAUUCUAACAUCCCCCACCCCCCCACCCGCAAUUGAAACAGAGCUCCUGAAGCUUAUGUCAAUGUCCUCUCAUUUGACCUUCACCCAGUGAGGACCCACCGUAAGCCUUUGCAACCCCUGAUUCCAGAAAACAUCCUUUAUGCAGCCCUUUCCAUCGCUGAAAGUGCUUUUUGCAUCUGUUCCUUCCUCUGAGCCUCACAAUAAUUCUGUGGCCUCUGCUGUCAGGCACAUUUCCAUUGUGAGUAAACAGAGGUUCAGAGAUUCCAGCAUCUUGCUUAGAGUCAUUCAGAGAGAUAGACUAGACUGGACUCCUCACUUUCCACUUCGAGUCCAGUGCCCACCACCCUGAUUCUACGUCUGCUCAUCUUUACCCAGCUAACUGGCAUUGCUGAGGACCUACUAUGGGCUGAGCACUCCCCCAGCAGCAGUGGGAAGGAAUGGAGCUGAGUAAGAGAAGCCCCCGGGCCUCAGAGGGCUUGAUGGUGGCAGAGUAGAACUAAAGGGCAUGGAACUGAUACAAGAGGCAGAUGCAGAAGGAGGGAGAGAAGUCACAGGAACAAGAGGGACACAUCCACAAACUCAACCAGCGCUCUUAUUUUUCCCUUAGGGAAAAACGCUGGCAGGAGUUUGGGGUUUUAUAUUCAUUGACUGGAAAUAGACACCUCUGUGAAUUCUCCCAACCAAAUAGCCUUUUCUCCCCUGCUGUGUCCACACAUCUACAGGGAGAAAACCUGUAGGACUGCCACCCCCGUCUCCAGGUGGCUGUGUCACUCAUUCGUGGCCGAGGGAGCGGUCUGGGACAUGUCAAAUCCUUGGGGGAGGGAGCAAGGGAACGUGGCACUUGGCUAGGGAGCAGAGUCAUGGACUAGACUUACAUGCAGAGAAACAACAGGUCAUCAAAGUCCUUUCCGUCAACGCCUGCUGAGAAAAGUCACAGUCUGCACCAUUUCAGAGAGGAGGCACUAGAAAUGGUGCUGCUGGGUCAAAGGCCAUUUGUCAUGUCGCCAGCACCCUACUCAUAACCAUGGUGAGAACAGGAAGGGGCGGUUAUGUAAAACAACAGAAGUGUCAGGGAUUAUCCAGGUGAGUGGCGAGUAAUGCCACUUGCCCUCCACCAGAUACUCUGUCCACAAGUGGAAAAGGUCAUGGUCAACCCAGCAUUUUCUAGUCUCUAUAUGCUGGCACCCUGGAACCAAACUCCCAGAUGACCUGGACACGCUGUGACCUCUCACCCAAUGUCACCAGUGGCAGAUACAGCCUUGAACCCAGGAGGAACAGCAGACUGAUUUGGCCAGCCCAUUGCUUGUCUUUCCAAGUGCACCGUCAGGUUCUGGAGAGGCUGAUACCUCUCCAAUGGUUCAGGUGACAGGGAGGAGAAGGAGGAAGGGUAAGAGGUUGAGAGAGAAAAGGCCAGCACAGAAUGUAUUGCCCUAGUAGAGUAAAGCAAGCAAGGAGCUGGCCACCUGUCUUAAAGAAUGCUAAAAGUACAUAUAUUCUAGUAGGUGUAAUCAAAGGCUAUAAAUCUGACCAAAGCCCAAAUUCAUCUACAUAACAAACAUGUGACUUCAGUGAGACCUUUUCCCCCAUCACUUUCCUGAAUGUACUCAACCCCGUCCAGCAGGCAUAGACCACAUAUCUGCAAGUAGCAAGGCUGUACCUGAGCACCGGGACCCUCCAGGGAGGAGGCUUCUGGUGGGGAGCAGUGUUCUUUCUCCUCUCCUGUACGUAACACGUAUAGCAGUGCUCCACAAGCUUUAUCUGUAAAGAGCCAGAAAGGGAAUAUUUAGGGGUUUGCAAGCCAUGUGGUCUCUGUUGCAAGUAUUCCCCCAGUCCUUGUAGCAUGAAACCAGCCACAGACUUUGCUUAAUCAAAUGACUAUGAACACAUUCCAAAAAUAACUUUUUUGAACACUGAAAAUUCAGGCAAAUUUAAUUCAUAUUAUUUUCACAUGUCACGACAUUUUGUUGUUCUUUUGAUUAUGAUUUUCAACCAUUUAAAAUUGGAAAAACUUUCCUGAGCCAACAGGCCAUAUAAAAACGAUAAGGUGGCCAGAUUUGGCCCUUGGGGGGUAGUGUGCACACGCCUGCCCUGCGUGUGUGGAAAUGGCUAUCUUAGACCGUCCCUUAAACUUCUCAGUGGUCUUUGCCUCUAAAAGGAACCACAAACAACACCAGGUGUCUACUUAUGCUGUUUUAAAAGUCUGUCCUAAAGAAAAUGAAAGCAAAAAAACACACGUUACUUGUUGAAUUGACUCAAAUGCAGGUGAGCAUUUGAGCUGAAGGCCCUGGGUCCAGGCACUGACUUACCACUGAGCACUAACCCCACUGAGCUGAGGGCUAACUCCCAGGCUCACGGCCUUCUCUGCAAGACGCAGCCCAUCCUGACUUCUAAGCGGGAGUGUUCAGUGUUCGUUAUCUCAGGCUGAUUUCCAUUUCAGCCCAGCUCAUGCCAUCACUCUGAAAGUGAUUCUAAAGACUUGUGACUGUUUGAAUCAAUAGGGAUGUAAUCAGUAGAGAGCCCGACCCAGCACACUUCAAAAUAACAGUCUUCUUGGCUCUAUGGUUCAAUAUUAGCAGGAGGAAGAAAAGGGCUUCUUAACCAUCCCUCGUUUAAAUGAGCCACAUCACUUUUUUUAAAAAACGUGAGGGAAUGGGUCUAAUUCUUUGAAAGGAUUGACCAGUGCAAAGUAGAUGCUUUUCAAGUAAGAUCACCCUCAGGCCUCUGGGAGACCCUCAGAGCCUCCUGCAGGGUGCUCUGGUGGGCUUCCCGGCAGCACGCGAUCUCUAUCUGCCUCAGAUGUUGAUCGAGGCUGACAAGCCAAAGCCCUGGGCACAGUUUAGUUUCCAUGGAACUACUUUCCCUUGCCCAGCUGUAGGCAAAGGAAAUGAGCAACGAAAGUGUGAGGUCGGCUCCAGCACCUUCAGUUCCAGGUUUUUGUUUGCUUUCCUUCAUAAAUGUAUUCUGUGCCUGCUUUAAGGGUCUUGCUCUAACUUUCCUUUUGGCACCAGCUGCAAAGGACAGUUGGCUUUGCCAGGGCUGUGGAUUUGAAGCCACUCUUGACUUUCCCGGGGAGAUAAAAAGAGACAGAAGAACUUACCUCCACCAGCACCGCAGAAAGCUCUCCUGCAUUGCCUGUGAGCCAUCAGUGAACAGAUGGGAUUCUGUGUUUGCAGCUAUGCUCCAUGUAAUUCAGCAAAUCCUUGCUGGGCACCCGGGGUGUGCCAGGCCCUGUGCCAGACAGAGGAAGAGAGGAAGAGUUAGGCAUGUCUCUGCCCAUAAGGAGCUCCUGGUCUUACAAGCUGUUGGGACGUUUCCUUUGCAGUGUUAGGGGCUGUCUAGGGGGAGUCGGCACUAUUGGGGACAGAAGUUGAGGGUUGGGCCAAGUGGGGUAACUUGCUUUGGCCAUUCUCCAAAGUCAGGUGAUCAGUGUAGUGCUGGGAGCCCUGACGCACAUCGCUGGGCCAGCUGAGGCGCUCCCCGGGGAAUCAGGCCAUGCUGCCCUGUGUUUCAGACUCAUUCACGGGGUUGAAAUAACCUGGCUGAGAGUCAGUGACACUAGGCGGAAAUUAGGAAGGGUGACCAGGUCCGGGGCUGGCAAGACCUAAGGCCACGAAGCCACCUGACAUGAGGGAGCAGCUCUGAGGCCCCACAUUGUAGCUGAGGAGGAAAAGAGGACCUGACUCCCGAGGACCUUGUGGGGGUUCACACUGGACCCUGUGGAGCAGAGGCUCUGAAAGUGCAUGCCUGGACGGCAGCAUCAGCUCCACCUAAGACCUACCGAGUUGGAAAUUCCGGGGUGGGAACCAGCCAUCCGAGUUUUAAUGAGCUCUCGGGUUCUGAUGCCCACUAAGGUUUAAGGACCACUGACACAGAGGAUGAGGAGAGUGACUUAAGCUGGCUUUGGGAGGAGAGGACCGUUAGCAAGAUAAAACGCUCAACCACUAGUGUGGUGAGGAGAGGGGCCUGCCAGGCUCCAGGGCACACUUCCGGAGGCGGGGGUUUCACAGAACCCUGGUCCUAGACCCAGUUCCACACCUCCCCUCGGGCAGGACCCGCUUCCUGCUGGUCUGGCCCCUUUCCUCCUGGCAAGGCUGUCGUGAGGCCACCCAUCCCUAAGGAGCUGCUACCCAGCUCCCUCCUCAACGGCUGCACUUUAGGGGAACAAUGAAGCUGCAGCAAUGACCCUGCAUUGCCAGGAGAACUGCUCUCUGUGCUGCUGGAGCCUGGCAAACUGGGCAUGGUCACCUAAGGACACUGCAGGUUGCUGCAGUGCUGCUCUGUGUGUGACGGGACUGGGCACACAGCAGCAUCACCCAGACACUAAAUCAGGAGGAAAUAAAUGGCUUCUCUUGGAAGGGCAGUCACUCUUCCUACUGAAAGUAGAAAACCAAAACCAAAAACAAGCUUGCAGCCUUCCCUACAGACAAUCGGUCUUGGCCCUUGAAUUUCUAAGACCAGACUACGCCAAUGCCCCUUUUCCCACUGAUCAGAUACCCAAGGUCGACCAAUUAUUGAUUUAUUCUUUUGAUUUAUGCUUUAAACUAGGAAGCUCCACAAGCCUUUGGGAGAACUAUUUGGUGCUCAGUCAUUUACAACCGACUGUGGUAUAGAAUCUGUCCUCGUAUGAGGAUUUCUGAGACUGGGAGUCAGAGGACUGGGGCGCUGGGCCUUGGGGUGGAAGAACUGGCAACAAGAGGGGCUGAGAAAGAGCCCAGGCACAUGGCCUUGGAUAGCUUCCCCUGCUACGUCUACUUCCUAAGAAGCCCAACUCCCUCCAGAGACACAUUCCUGGUCCUCUCAGCAGUCGCCUUGCUGGGUCCUCCCGCAUGCCCUUACGGACACCUCCAUUUUCCAGCCCAGCUUGGAAAACAGCUUCUGAUUAAAUGCCCAGCCAAUCUCCUGAGACCACAGAGAUCAUACUAACACAUCUCUAUGAGAUUAGAAUAUGCGACAAGGACUAGGGCUUGCCGGUUGCUGGUGAGAGAGCUUGGGAAAACCUAGAGGGGCAGGUAGAGUGCUGCUUCAUGCCACUUAGAUCCAGAAGAGCUUCUUCCUCACAGCCUGGCCUCUGUGAAUUCUCCAAAGAAACAUUAUUUUCCCCAAGAUCUUAAGGCAAUUUUAUGUGUUUCCCUGAGGUUAGUCAUUUGUUGCAGAAAGCCUGCUGUGGGACCAAAGGACGAGGGAUGGAUGUCAGGCAGUGGAUGGAGAGCCCUUUGCUAGAGCUGGGAGCAGGAGGGCCCUGUUCUGAUCGGCCUCCUGGACCUGUGUAGUCAGGUAUGGACCGGAGGUGAGGAGCUCAGACCCAGCCAGGACACCAGAUGGAGUGAGUGGGUA
Molecule: messenger RNA, 9666 nt
Organism: Myotis myotis
Lineage: Eukaryota; Metazoa; Chordata; Mammalia; Chiroptera; Vespertilionidae
Gene: CLSTN2
Product: calsyntenin 2
Exons: 17
Coding region: 68-2929 (953 amino acids)
Biological process (GO): homophilic cell-cell adhesion; positive regulation of synaptic transmission; positive regulation of synapse assembly
Cellular component (GO): postsynaptic membrane; cell surface
Molecular function (GO): X11-like protein binding; kinesin binding; calcium ion binding
Source: RefSeq, a predicted model, not a curated record